Molecule: messenger RNA, 2150 nt
Organism: Anoplopoma fimbria (sablefish)
Lineage: Eukaryota; Metazoa; Chordata; Actinopteri; Perciformes; Anoplopomatidae
Gene: erlec1
Product: endoplasmic reticulum lectin 1
Exons: 14
Coding region: 186-1640 (484 amino acids)
Biological process (GO): retrograde protein transport, ER to cytosol; endoplasmic reticulum unfolded protein response
Cellular component (GO): endoplasmic reticulum lumen
Source: RefSeq, a predicted model, not a curated record
AGUUCACUUCCUGUAUCUGGUGCCGUAUUGACAUCCGUCUCACUCAGUCCCAUCUUACUACUGUCAAAUCCAGACUUUGUAGGCGCGUUUAUUUCAUCACUCGGCCCCGCUGUCGGUGUGAGGUGAGCCGGCUGUUAUCUUACACCAGGGGCGGGCUGUGGGAGUCGAGCAGCCGGACAGCAGGCAUGAUGGUCGGGCUGCCGAUGGUGUUCCUUGCGGGGUUGCUGGAGGUCUGCUGCGGCGUCUCGGCAAACAGAGGGGGGUAUCCCUCUUUCACAGACGAAGUCCCUUUCAAAAUCACCUGGCCAGGCGCUGAAUUCACGCUGCCAGUUACAGGGGUACUUUACAAAGAAGAUGACUUUGUUAUCAUGACAACAACAGAGAAGGAGAAGUAUAAAUGUCUCCUGCCUUCCCUGACAUCUGGAGAUGAGGAUGACGAUAAGGACUACAGUGGGCCCAGUCCUGGUGAGCUGCUGGAGCCACUAUUCAAACGAAGCAGCUGCUCCUACAGGAUUGAGUCAUACUGGACAUAUGAAGUAUGCCAUGGAAAGCAUAUAAGACAGUACCAUGAAGAGAAGGAGACUGGCCAGAAGAUUAGUGUUCAAGAGUACUUCUUGGGGAAUAUGGCACAGAAGAGCCAGUCAACAGAGACAGAUAAAGUUGAAGAGGCAGAAAAGGUCAAAUCAGCAGAUGAAAUUGAAGUGCCCACUAAGAACAUAGAAGGUCAGCUGACUCCCUUCUUCUCGCUGGAGAUGGGAAAUGGGACUCCUUGUGUGCUGAAACAGAACGACGCUCGCUCAACGUCUGUGCUGUACGUCUGUCACCCAGAGGCCAAGCAUGAGAUCCUUUCUGUCGCUGAGGUCACUACCUGUGAAUAUGAGGUGGUGGUGUUGACACCGCUGCUUUGCGCACACCCAAAAUACAGGUUCAAGUCCUCCCCGGUGAACGCCAUCUUCUGCCAGGCUCUGGCAGGCUCCCCUUUGCGGCCUCUGCGGCUCACUCAGCUGGAUAAGGAGCAAGAGGAGCAGCUUAAGCCGCCUUUCAGCGCCACCUCUGGGACCAGAGAGGAGGCGACGCCACCAGUGAGAGAGGAGGCCUUCACCUCCACUCACAAACCCAUGACUGUUGGAGGCCAGUCUCAGGUCACUGUCGGCACCACUCACAUCUCUCGUUUGACGGACGACCAGCUAAUCAAGGAGUUCCUUAGUGGCUCGUACUGUCUGCAUGGGGGGGUAGGGUGGUGGAAAUAUGAAUUCUGCUACGGCAAGCAUGUCCAUCAGUACCAUGAGGAUAAAGAGCAAGGAAAGAACACCGUGGUGGUCGGGAACUGGAAUGCCAUGGAGCACAACGAGUGGGCCAAGAAGAACGUUGCCCGAUCCUACCAGCUCAAAGAUGAUGGAGUGCAGAAAGUCAAGUUGGUUUCCCACUUUUAUGGCCACGGGGAUGUGUGUGAUCUGACAGGGAGGCCCAGACAGGUCAUUGUAAAGCUCAAAUGUAAGGAGUCUGAGUCUCCCCAUGCUGUCACUGUCUACAUGCUGGAGCCUCAGACUUGUCAGUACAUCCUUGGGGUUGAGUCUCCGGUCAUAUGCAGGAUUCUUGACACUGCUGAUGAACGUGGACUUCUGUCAAUCUCCAGUUAAAUUAUCAAAGAUCAUAUGAUGGCAACAGCACACUAAGGACAAGGAGAGGACGGACAGAGACAGAUGCACUUGAAGAGAAAGAACAUUGAUCAUAAAGAAGAAGCCUGUUUGGUGGAGGAAGAAAGAUGCCCAUGACACUGCGCUAAAAGCCCAAAUCAAGGUUAAACUGUGGUUGAACUUGAUGCUGAGGCUGGACUUCCCUUAGCCUAUAGAAGCACAGCCUCAGACCAUGCCCUGAUCUGUGCUAUGGGCAAUGCUACAUCCAGCAGGGGCUAGCUCAGACAUUGUGAUAACACAUUGAAUUGGUGCUGACGCCUCCCUCCACAAGGCAGUGGGUUUAUUGCCUGCACACCAUAUCUAUGCUUCACUUUGUGUUGAUUAAUUGCAAGCAAAGGAGUUCUGUAUCAGGGGAUAAGUUAACAUCAGGGGAAUCACAAUAUUCAUGGUGGUUUUAUUUUUCGUGUGUGUGUGUGUGUGUGUGUGUGUGUGUGUGUGUGUGUGUGUGUGUGU